Messenger RNA from Colias croceus (clouded yellow), 1244 nucleotides. RefSeq names its product cysteine-rich venom protein LEI1-like. Gene Ontology annotation, cellular component: extracellular region. NCBI's taxonomy places the organism in Eukaryota, Metazoa, Arthropoda, Insecta, Lepidoptera, Pieridae. The coding region runs from base 316 to 1107 and encodes 263 amino acids. The transcript is spliced from 7 exons. The record is from RefSeq and is a predicted model, not a curated record.
CGUCGUUUGCCCAUUUAUUUCAAUUCCUACUCUCGCGAGACAUGGCCGGCACCGAGUCUAAUUCUUAAAUGAUUAAAUUUAUACUACGCGUAAUAAUAUUAUAUUGGUGUAUUGUUUACACAUAUGUAACAUUUUUUAAUAAAAAUGAUUCUGUGAAAACAAUUGUAUAAAAGUGCGUUAUUUUUAUUGUUUUGAUAAACCGCUGCAACUACAUUUGUUUUAAAGGUAUAUUUGCGUAAACCAGCUGCAAUAAAGCCCCUUUACAUAUCAAUUUUAUUCAAAGGAAGCAAGCAUAACAUCAGAAGUAGAUUAAACAUGAUUGCUAGGAAAUUACUAUGGAUAAAUAUCUUUGUAAUAUUUAACUCCAUCGUAUUGCAAAGCGUCAGGACGUGGACGGAUCAACAACUAUUUCCGUCAAGCAAAAUACCAGAAGAUGGAUUGAGUCCUCGCCGUUCUGUUGUUCGAAGAAAAAUAGUGCUCUAUCAUAACUUCUUUCGAACAAAAGUAAGGCCGACAGCAUCUAAUAUGCUUUUAAUGUCGUGGCACCCCCUGGCAGCCCGUCAAGCUCAGAACUACGCUGAACGCUGUGUAUUCCUGCAACACAACGACGCCUCAGAGAAUACUGUCCCAUAUUUAGGUUCUUGCGGACAGAACCUUUUUGUAGCAUCACAAAAGACUCCGUGGUUUUUCGCAAUCAAGACAUGGUUCCUAGAAUAUCAAAAUUUCACAUAUGGAGCACCAGUGCGGAAUCUCAAAGCAGUUGGGCAUUACACCCAAAUGGUUUGGGCGACUAGUCACAAAGUUGGUUGUGGCGUCGCACACUGCCCUGGAGGACCUUGGGGCCAUUUCUAUAACUACGUGUGUCAUUAUUGCCCAGCUGGCAACGUUAACACAAUUAUACAGUACCCCUACAAAGUCGGUAAGCCGUGCGAAGACUGUCCAGAAAGCUGUGUAUCAGAUGCUCUUUGCACUAACUCCUGCCCUGUCAAAGAUUAUUUCUCAAAUUGUAGAGAACUCGUCGGAAUCGCUGGCGUAUGCCAACAGGGCACCUGCAAUGCUACAUGCACUUGUGGCAAUACAAGACUAUAUAGGAAUCACCCUUGGUAAACUACCAUUAAACUGAAUACCAGCAUUAGUGAUAAGUUCAACUAUUCGUUAGCUUUAAGAUCCAAUGUACAAACUUAUUUUUAGGUAUAAUGAUUAUUGAUUAUUGUUUGAAUAUUUAAUAAAUAUAUUUUAUUUCA